CCUUAAUCUAAAGCCAUGAGCUUAAUACAAGACCUCCUUAGAGUCUGACUUAGCAAAAGUUGAACAAGCAUCAACUUACCUGAGUACAAUGUCCUCGCCUACUUAUAUCAUUGUCGGCUCUGGUGUCUUUGGCGCAUCAACCGCACUUUAUAUGAUUCGCAAAUACCCCCACGCUUCCGUCACACUGAUCGACCGUGAUAACUUCACUGCUGCCACUCGCGUCGCAGCAUCAUGGGAUUGGAACAAAGUCAUACGAGCCGACUACAACGAGAUCGUCUACACCAAAUUAGCCCUCGAGGCACAACAACUUUGGCGGACAGACCAAAUCUGGCAACCUUUCUAUCACGAAAGUGGGGUCGUCUAUAUCACGCACUCUAAGCUCGCAGAGAAAGUGAUCAAGAACUUUGAUGAUUUGGGAGUUAAGGUCGAUGUUCGUGCAUGCUCUGUUGAGGAGACUCGUACUUUGUAUGACGGCGCAUUUGCUGACGCUGAUUACACGAAUAUCAAAGAGGUACUCGUGAACAGAACCAGCGGGUGGGCAGAGGCGAAGGAAGCAUUGCAAAGUACUAUUCAGACUGCCGUUGAUCUUGGAGUCAAGUAUAUAACAGCUGAAGUGACGGCUGUCGAGUUCGUGGGUGGUCCAGAAAACCGAAUUUGCCGUGGUGUCAAGACUUCCACCGGAGAGAUAAUUACCGCAGACCACAUCAUUCUCUGCACGGGAGCUUUCACCCCAAGGUUGCUUAUGGACAGCGCUCCAGAGUCAGCAGAACUUCACGCAGGCAGUAGGAUACAGGCUUCUGCUGUUACUGAAGCCAUCGCUCCGUUGAUUGAACAGCAACGUUCAUUUCUAGAGACCAUGCCCGUCGGCGUCAACGACAACCCCACUGCAAACGGAUGUGAUUAUGGAUGUCUGCCUUUGCCUAAGCUGAAUGCUUUCAAGUAUUGGGGUCAAGUCAUAUUCCGAAACACUGUCGAGCAUCCCAUCACUAAAGAGUCUCUGUCCAUGCCACCAAGCGGGCCGAACUACAACCAGUGGGACGUGCCAUUGGCUUUGAAAGAGGAUGUUCGUGGAGGACCUAGAUCUGUUCUUGGCAACAAAAAUCUCAGUGACAGAUUUGAAGAGUUCAGAAUUUGCUGGGAGGCUCUGACUCCAAGUGCGGACUUCAUCAUUUCGCCUCAUUCUGCAUGCAGUGGUCUGUUCAUUGCUACUUGUGGGUCGUUUCACGGUUUCAAGUUCUUGCCAAUUCUCGGAAAGUAUGUAGUUGAAAUGCUGGCUGGCGAGCUGGAUCCGAAUUUACAAAAGAGAUGGGCAUGGGAUCGAGAGUUGCCACCCACAGAAGAUAACAAGCAGUGGUCGACGAAGGAGUUGAAAGAUCUUUCAGGCUAGGGAGUGUCAUCUAUCUGAAGAAUGAAGCGAUUUUCAGCUGGCAUUGUAAAGAACGUUCUAUCACCCCGCCAUUCGAGUGGAUGUACCAAAAGGCUCAAUUUCCUUGUCGGUUCCAAAGCAAAGAGACUAUUUCGCAAGAUGUCCC
This is a messenger RNA of Mollisia scopiformis, 1532 nucleotides long. Its product is annotated as FAD dependent oxidoreductase. The record is from RefSeq and is a predicted model, not a curated record. Gene Ontology annotation, molecular function: saccharopine oxidase activity; flavin adenine dinucleotide binding; sarcosine oxidase activity. NCBI's taxonomy places the organism in Eukaryota, Fungi, Ascomycota, Leotiomycetes, Helotiales, Mollisiaceae. The coding region runs from base 89 to 1387 and encodes 432 amino acids. The transcript has 3 exons.